Messenger RNA from Lodderomyces pseudojiufengensis, 1086 nucleotides. RefSeq lists its product as uncharacterized. Gene Ontology annotation, biological process: DNA integration. Gene Ontology annotation, molecular function: nucleic acid binding. Lineage: Eukaryota; Fungi; Ascomycota; Pichiomycetes; Serinales; Debaryomycetaceae. The record is from RefSeq and is a predicted model, not a curated record. Bases 1 to 1086 code for a protein of 361 amino acids. The transcript has 2 exons.
AUGAAAGUUCAUUCUGAUCUCAUGGGACCAUUCACAAAUUCUACGGGGAAAGUCUAUGCUACAAGUCUUAUCGAUCAUUACAGUAAGUAUGCAGAACUAAUACUUACAAAUACAAAAUCUGAAAGAUCUCAUCCUCAAAAACUCAGAGUAUGGAACAACCGAUUCCCAAAUAAAAUAAUUUCAUACCGAUCAGACAAUGGAACAGAGCAACCAAGACUGCAAGAUCUAGAAUCCGAAUUCGGGAUAAUUAGAGACUCCAUUCCAGUUGCAAGUCCGAAGUUGAAUGGUUUAGCAGAAAAUUUCAACUAUCAAAUAUUGAAAAACGUUUACAAAGUUGUCGUUGGUUUUGAUGAAAGAAUUUUGGUAUUAAUAGAAUAUAUCUUGAAUGUAUUAGGUACAUUCUUGGGUUACUCCGAAGACAGAUAUGCUUACUAUGUCAUGGUAUCAGUUCCAAAAUUUGAAAUCAUAUUAAGUCCUAACGUUUCGGUAUUAAAUACGAUGCAUGUGCUUCAUAAAUUUCUAUCAACCAUAGACAAGAAAGAUCAAUCAGCUUUGGAUCAUCAAUUUCUCAUCAAUUUCCCAUUCACUGAUAAAAAUACAUUCUCCAACGAUCAUGAAACUCCUCAGGCAAAUAUUCCCAUACACCAAAAUAUACCUGGAUCUACUAGUGAUGACGAUAUGACAAUUGAUUGGAGUGAUACGUGUUCCGAAAAUAUGAAUCCCGAUUGGAAUCAUGAAGUCUUAACAAACAAUCAUCAAACUUACAAUAAUCAAACAGCUCCUCAAGUACCUCAAACAUACAAUAAUGAAACAGAACCUCAAGUACCUCAAACAUACAAUAAUCAAACAGAAACUCAAGUACCUCAAUUACCGUCCGAAAUCAAUCAUGAAUUACAUCCAAAACUUAACAACUUGGAAAAUAUAGAACCUGUCGAAACCGAUCAUUCUGAUCAAUUCAUUUUUGAAGAAAAUCGAGCAAGGGAAGGGUCACUACCUGCACCAGGGCUUGAACCUAAAUCAUUAGAAGAAGUUACUACAAAUGAAAAUGCAAACGUCAUUGAAGAACCACAUUUACCAAUUAAGUAG